AUGUUGAUACCAACUCUUUCCACCAGCUCUCAUUGUCUUUUUAGCAUGCGCGUCGCUCGUUUUCUUCCUGCGCUUGUGGGCAUCGCCGCCGCUUGCAACGGUAAUCAGGCACUAUGCGGGAAGAAGUAUUCUGAGAUUACCUUCGUUGGUUCUCAUAAUAGCGCUUUUGUCGGAAUCGGCCCUGCGCACAACCAACUGGUUUCCGUACAGGAGCAGCUCAAUCUGGGCGUCCGCUUCCUCCAAGCUCAGACACAGAACAAGAGGGGCAACAUUCAGUUGUGCCAUACUGACUGCCUUCUUUUGGACGUGGGUACGCUAUCCGAAUACCUGGAUAAGAUCAACAAAUGGAUGAACACCAACCCGAAUGAGGUCGUCACCUUACUCCUGACCAACAUCGACAAGAUUCCCGUGGAGAAGUUCGCCGAGGUUUUCAAAAGCACAGGGCUGGAAAAGUACGUCUUCAGGCCUGGGAAGAAAGUUGCCAUCGACCAGUGGCCCACGUUACAAACGCUUAUCAACAGCGGAACGAGACUCAUUGUCUUUAUGGACUAUCACUCCGACACGAGCAAAGUAGACUACAUCCUUGACGAGUUCCAGUACUUCUGGGAGACACCCUUUGGCGAAACGGAUCCAAACUUCCCUCGUUGCAACAUCGACCGGCCGCAAGGCGUUGACCCUAACGGGUACAUGUAUAUGAUAAACCAUUUUCUGAACUUUGAAAUCCUCGGGAUCAAGAUCCCUGAUCUUCCCAAUUCAGCAAAGACGAAUUCCCUUCAGUCUAUAGAUAAGCAGGUCAACCUCUGCAGAGGUAUGUGGGGAAAGACACCGAACGUCAUUUUGCUUGACUGGAUCAACAUUGGCGAAGCAAUAAAGGCGCAAAACCAGUAUAACGCGUAG
This is a messenger RNA of Colletotrichum truncatum, 897 nucleotides long. Lineage: Eukaryota; Fungi; Ascomycota; Sordariomycetes; Glomerellales; Glomerellaceae. The record is from RefSeq and is a predicted model, not a curated record.